This is a messenger RNA of Cotesia congregata, 2304 nucleotides long. NCBI's taxonomy places the organism in Eukaryota, Metazoa, Arthropoda, Insecta, Hymenoptera, Braconidae. The record is from the annotation of a GenBank genome assembly.
GAAAUGAUGAUUGUCUUCAUUUACGACACAACAAGGUGUCGUAAAGAAGAGGACGAUCCAGCCGAAGCCGUGAUGUACUUCCACCCAGCUUGGGUCUCUCCAGCCCAACGUCUUGCUCUGGCAGGUCAACUAAUGGGAGCUUACCAAUUUUUAUCAACAUGUUUUUCAUCUCCAAAUUUAAUAACUCUCCAAGGAGGAAAGUUUGUUUUAAAAAAAUUCAGCCACUAUAUUUUAGCAGUUGGUACCGACCGCAAUAUUCAAGAUUGGAUUCUCGAACGACGUGCUAAUUGUCUCGAGUCAAUAUUGAAGUUUUUUCACUGCAACCUUGACACAAUUUCACAAUCAUUUAAUAAUGAACGCAAUAAAUUCACCGAAAAACUUUAUCAAAUGUUUGAGACUUAUCUUCCAAUAUUGCAGUACAGCGCUAAUUUGUUCUCCAAUAUACCGAUGAUUAAAUUGCCCAGCACUGCAAGCAACGUCUUCCUAGAAUCGAUGCAAAUAUUGCAAUACUGCCAAGAAAUGAGUGGAAUUCUCGGCGGAGCAAUGUUUUAUAACAACAAAGUAGUGGCUACUCAAUUAAGCGCUGAGCUAACUAAGCAAUUAGUGAUAACAGAUCCUUAUCGGAUAAAAGCCCCAGCUGAUCGAAUACCAACUGACUUUCAUCUUCCAGUUGGUGUUCAAUUAUUAAGAGUUUACAUCCAAAGAAAGCCAGUUGAAUUUUCUGAUGAUAAUUUUAAAUUCUCCACUUCUGGGUCAGAUGUGGUGAAGAAAUAUAAAAAGUCUUCCUUGCCGUCCGGCAUGAAGAGAGAUACGUCCCGUAUUUUUACAGUUCCUGAAGAAGGAGAGCCCGAACAUUCCGAGUCACUUAAAGAAUUUUCACAACCUAAGCGCCCACCCACAAUUCCACUGGCUAAUUUUGAAAGAAAAGAAUUUAAACCGAGGUAUCCUAAUCCUUUAACACCAAGUGUUUGCUCCACUCCUCUGAAAGACGUCAAUAGAAUUCUCCACGGCAAUGCUGUGUCUAUUUGCAAGGGGACUGAUGAGGAAAAAAUAAUUGAGAAGCCAAAAGAAGUUGCAGUGCAAAAAGACAACGAUGAUAUUCCUGAUGUUGUUAAAGAAGCGCUGCGAUGCAAGCGGUUUAACAAACUUCGGAGCGCUGCUCGAGAAAAAUUUGAGAAAAAAAAUCGCCAGCCGUGGCAUCGACGGAGUUCUAGCUUAACAGACUUGGAAAAUACUCGAGAUGCUACCGAAAAAUUUGUUAUGAGUAUUAUGUGCAACAUAAGUCAUUCUAAGUCAUCAUUAAAUUCUUCAGAGUUUGAUUGCAAGGCUCAUUAUUUAAAUAAAAGGUUGUUUAAUACUAUCACAGAUCCUUCGUAUCCAGUUUUUAGGUACGACGGACGUCCUGUGUCCCAAUCUUUGUACACUCACUAUAUUUCAUCGCAUUAUCAAGAACUAGUUAAAGAACAGAGUGCGGAUUUUUUUAGACGUAAAUCACUGAAUAGAAUGAUUGAUUGCGAUAAAAAAAAUCCAAGUGAAAAUCAUAUUGAUGGUUUUGAUUCUGUGAUUCCGGAGCUACCUGAACUGCGAUCUAACCCUCUAGAUGUAAGAUUGAAUAAUAAAAGUCGCCAGGAGAGCUAUCGCAGGUCAAUGAGUUUGCCUCUAAAGAGUCUCAAUGCACCGGCAGACAGCGAUGAUCGUAAAAAAGCAUCCUCAGAGUCGGGAAUGUCGUUUGAUUUACCGAGACGUAAGCUUGAAGGACUUCAAUUGACUCCUUUGAUGUCUAAGCUUAGUUUACUAGCGACUGAUGACCGGACAAGUGGGUUUUGUAGUAAAGAGACAACUCCCAGUGAAUUCUGUGAUUUAUCUACUUUCUCUAGUAAAAUUACUAGAAAUAAAUCGGAAUAUAUUAAGGCGGGUCAUGAUGAAGAUGAAGAAGAUUUUUGGCUUAGUGAUAAAGAAGCUAAGGAAGGGAAUUGCGAACACAAGGAGCUUUACAGUGUGCUCAGUGUUGAUCCACAGUGGGAUACACUUGAUCGUUCUGGUCUCUGGGGUGUUACAGAGCUAGACAUUGUUUCUUCUUUAUACAAUCGUUUCACAGAGUCCAGCAAUCUCACUGAUAUUAUUGUAAGGACUGACGACACCGUUGUCUAUGGAAGCCAGUGCGGUAAGACUCAAGUUUUUUAUCAGCAAGCCGUAGCGUCCAGUACUUCAGGUGGAUUACCAACACCUGCUGAUCUCAUGGGAGUCGUUCCUUUGAAAGCAAAACGUCGCCUCGAGCGUGAUCAUGGAAUAAUUAUUUUAUAA